UUUGUCGCACUCAAGGUUCACGCUCUCCGUGACAAUGUGACAUGACUAUUAAGAGGAAAUUAAAUAUUGGAAGGCAAUUUCUGAUUUUAUUUCCUUUAUAUAAAACAAAUUUGGGGCUUCUUUUCCCCACAAAUAAGUGUUUUUCUCUCCUGUUUUUUGAGCUGCGCUGUUGUGUUAGGACUUUGGUUUCAGGUAUAUCAGGUUACAUCAUUUCAGUACCUGAGCCAACAUGAAGAGCCUAACGUGUUUAUGCUGUGUUGCUGUUCUACCGUACCUCUGCAAUACAGGUGCACAUUCUCUCUAUACAUUUUCAACGUUCAUCACUGGAAAUACACCUUUCCCAGAGUUCAGUGCAGUGGUGAUGCUGGAUGAUGUUCAGCUGUUCUAUUAUGACUCAGAUGUAAAGAAGUUAAUCUACAGAGAAUACAAACCAGACCAUGAAGAAACACUGCAGCACAGUAUAUUAAUAUUUGAUCAUAUGUACAGAAGCAUGAAAUACAGGGCCUUGUAUUCUGCAAAACAACUCAACAUUACACAUGGAGUUCAUAUUCAGCAGAGACGUUCUGGUUGUGAGAUGUUUGGUGACUCCCGAGGACCACUGCGGUCAUGGGAUGCUUUUGAAGGCUUUAAUGAAGAAGAUCUCUACUUCAACACACAGCUCAGCACUCUGCAGUCUGAAGGAAAAUGGCCAAAUACAUGGGACAGGACUGCUAAAAAUGACGUUCAAUGGAUGUACACAAAUGUUUACACACCUCUCUGCUUUCAGCUGCUAGAAAGUGUUCUGGAGAUAAAGAGAAGUCAUAUCAUGAGGCAAGUAAAGCCCAGUGUCAGGUUCUUCCAGAAGGCUCCUACACACUCUGGAGGGACCUUGCUGACCUGCCUGGCCACUGGCUUCUACCCACGUCACAUCAACCUGACCAUGCUGAGAGACGGCCAACCCGUGUCUGAGCAGCGCGUGAUUGGAGGGGAGGUGCUGCCUAACGGAGACGGGACCUACCAGAUGAGGAAGAGGCUGGAGGUCAGUGCAGAGGAGAUGCGAGAGAAACACAACUACACCUGCACGGUCAUGCACCUCAGCCUGGACAACAAGAUCAACAUCAGCAUGGAAAUCAGGCUCCCUGUAGACGCGUCCACCAUGACUGUGGUGGUUAUGGUGCUUGGGCUGGUGGUUGUGUGUGUGAUUGUUCCUGUCACUGUUUUCCUCGUAUACCGCAGGAAACGCAAUGGAGCAAAGACAUCUCCUCUGGCCACAUAUACUUCUGUGUGCAGAAACAUUCAGAGUGAGACAUCUUCCGACACCACCACCACAAACUAGAACACUCAAUUUUUACUUGGUGUGUGUGAGCAUUUGUGUGUGUAUGUGUGCACACACAUCUCGUACCAAGCACUGAGGAAUGUAGGCCUUUAUACUACAGUUUUGCUUCCCCAGGGAGUGAUUACAUUUGUACGUGACUGUGUGAUUUUUCUCUUUUCAAAUCCAAAUUGUAGAUUCAGAUUCAGAUUCACUUUUAUUCAUUAUUUUCAGUUUCUUAUACGUAACAUUAUUUUAAUCUUUGAACAAUAAAAAUAAUGUUUACGUGAGUAUAUGAU
Electrophorus electricus (electric eel) is the source of this 1590-nucleotide messenger RNA. Its product is annotated as DLA class I histocompatibility antigen, A9/A9 alpha chain-like. Lineage: Eukaryota; Metazoa; Chordata; Actinopteri; Gymnotiformes; Gymnotidae. Gene Ontology annotation, cellular component: external side of plasma membrane. The record is from RefSeq and is a predicted model, not a curated record. Gene Ontology annotation, biological process: immune response.